Messenger RNA from Notechis scutatus (mainland tiger snake), 1262 nucleotides. RefSeq names its product keratin, type I cytoskeletal 19-like. NCBI's taxonomy places the organism in Eukaryota, Metazoa, Chordata, Lepidosauria, Squamata, Elapidae. Gene Ontology annotation, molecular function: structural molecule activity. Gene Ontology annotation, cellular component: cytoskeleton. Gene Ontology annotation, biological process: epithelial cell differentiation; intermediate filament organization. The record is from RefSeq and is a predicted model, not a curated record.
UCUAAUCUGGAUGGGAAGAUGACCAUGCAGAACCUCAAUGAUCGCCUGGCCAGCUAUCUAGACAAAGUUCGAUGUCUGGAAGAGGAAAAUGCUGAGCUUGAGUGCCGAAUCAGAGAAUUUUAUGCCAAGCAAGGCCCUUUGUGUGAACCAAAGGACUAUGGUCAUUACCAUCAGCAAAUUGAAGAUCUUAAAAACCAGCUUAUUUGUGCAAGUGUGGAGAAUAACAAACUCCUUCUGUGCAUUGAUAACAGCAAACUGACUGCUGAUGAUUUCAGAUCCAAGUAUGAGACGGAAUGCUGCCUCCGUCAGAAUGUAGAGGCUGAUAUCAAUGGACUACAUCAAAUCCUGGAUCAGCUGACUGCCUGCCGAUCUGAUCUGGAUAUACAGUGUGAGAACCUGCAAGAUGAACUAUGCUGCCUAAGGAAAAACCAUGAAGAGGAAGUUACCUGCCUGAAGAACCAGGCCUCUGGAGAUGUCAGUGUGGAAGUGAAUGCCUGUCCUGGGCCAGAUCUUAAGAAAAUCCUGGAGGAGAUGAGAUGCAAAUAUGAAUCAAUGAUUGAAGGAAACCGCAAGGAAGUGGAAGCAUGGUAUGAAUCCAAGAUUGAGGAGGUGAAUCGUGAUGUCUGCACUAGCAGUCAGGAGAUUGAAGAAAGCAACAACAAAGUCACUGAAUUAAGACGCCAACUACAAGCCCUGGAGAUUGAGUAUGAUGCCCAGUGCAGCCUGAGGGACACCCUGGAAGCUUCCCUGGGUGAAACUGAGCUUCGCUAUAACAGUCACUUGGCUGAGCUCCAGGACCGCAUCUCCUGUCUAGAGCAGCAGUUGGCAGAACUGCGGUCAGAGAUGGAAUGCCAGAACCAUGACUACACAGAGCUCCUGGACGUCAAAAGCCGCUUGGAGAAAGAGAUUGCCACCUACCGCGGCUUGCUGGAAGGGGGACAACAUGACAUUGUUGGUGGUGGAGGAGUCAAUAGAAGCAGCAGUACAUCAGGUGCAAGAUCCAGUGAAGCUCGGACACCACACACUUAUGUGACCCAUUCAUGCCAUGCAGCCCAUUUGCAUCACUAGAUGACAUGAAUAUGAGACAGCUGCAGGAGAAGGGACAGCGGGUCCCUUGCCCCCAAUGAAGCAUUCCUGAUAGUUCUUCCAACCUUCUGUCGCUUUACUAUCCCGUGGUAUUUUCAAAGCGGAUGUGAGGGUGUCCACUCCACUAUCUCCUGCUGAGUCUUUCCCAUUUUUCUGCAACAUAGCAUUGUUUUUUU